Molecule: messenger RNA, 3604 nt
Organism: Myzus persicae (green peach aphid)
Lineage: Eukaryota; Metazoa; Arthropoda; Insecta; Hemiptera; Aphididae
Exons: 4
Coding region: 217-2538 (773 amino acids)
Biological process (GO): G protein-coupled receptor signaling pathway; cell surface receptor signaling pathway
Cellular component (GO): membrane
Molecular function (GO): G protein-coupled receptor activity
Source: RefSeq, a predicted model, not a curated record
AGGUAUAGUCUCACUCGCGCUUGCGACCGGCGAUGGUUCACUCACUAAAAUAUCAUCCACGUGAAGUGUGUGACUGUGCUGUUUUUACUUUUUAUAGUAGAUAUUGUUAAUAUUUAGCGAAUUUCGAUGUUUGUGCGUCCCAUUUCGUCCGCCCUACACUUUAUUCUAUAGACUUUAUUCCACUUUAUUCGGCAUGGAUGUGACGCGGCCGACAAUAUGAAAGCUGACAAUAUUAGAAUACAUUUGACUAUCGCCACAUGUAUUUUCUUUGUGUCGUGGACAUCUGCCAUUGACAUUCCAGAUGAAGAUCUUAACAACACAAAUAAGUCGAUCGCAGACGAUUAUGAAACCACUGCGCUUUUGGACGAUGACGAGGACGACGAAGAUGUCAAGUCUGCGGAUUACCCAACAAAGCCGAACACUAAAAGGUUCAACGCUGGUGUUAUUAAGAGGACUGAAACGGAAUUGACAUGUCGAAGAACGUUCGAGUACGACGGCCAAACGUUGUCGCACUGUUACAACGACUCGCACUGCAAGCUGUACGGCGACUGUUGCCGGGACAGUAAGUUCUACGGCGAGCCAGAGCAGACCGUGGCCAUCACAGGCAGCGUGUACAACAACAGCCGGUACGGGUGUUACAACAAGCACGGCCUGUCCGCGGAACAAGCGCUGUUGAUCGGCAGGUGUCCGCGGGUGUCGUCUCCAGCAGCUGCAGAUCGCGAAUUGCGCGACAAGUGCGAAUGGCGCGACGACGAUUUCAUAUCCGCCUACCCCGUGUCGAGCAGUGACGGCGGACACGCAUAUUACAAGAACGUCUGGUGCGCUUUGUGCCACGGCGAACGUCGGCAGGUCGUCUACUGGAAACCACGAUUCGUGUGUUACGGAAACGGCGGCCGGGUGUUGCCGCUGCAGGUUCAGCUGGAGAACGCGUCCGACCACACCCUGUUGUAUCGAGACGGCCAGUGGUACUACGCCGACUACAAAAACCGGACGUUAUCCCCGUGCGACUACCGGAUCCGGCCACCGGAAGCGACCGCCGCCCCACCGUUGCGGCCUUGCGUCGCCGAGAGGUUCGCCGGGAUCGUGGACGGCUGUCCGGCCGGCACGCCAACCGCCAUGGCCUCGGCGUGUGCGUCGCACACCUACACGCUUUUCGAGUACCAACCAAGCGGCGACCGCGAUAGGCGCGUGUUCCGAAACGCCGACUGCGCCCGGUGCAACGGCUUGACCACAAACCAGUUGACGUGCGAACCGCCACCGCCGCCGUUACGCAGCGGUGUGGUAGGGUUCGCGUCGCUGUUCGCGGUCAGUGAAGCCGGCAAACUGCGCGACCUGUGUCCCCCAGACGAGAUAUACGACGUGCCCUCGGUCAAGUGCAGGAACGUGAUCCGGGAACAGCUGUCGGGCGCUUGCUUGACGUUCGUGACGUACGGCCAAGGCGAAUACGACGGACGGACCGUGGGCAACGGGACGGCGUACGUGUAUGCGUACAAAAAACGAGUCCGAUACAGGACGGGAGACCGCCCGACGGGCGCCGGGUCUCUGCUGCAGGUGUGCACCGAGGACGCGGACGGGCUGCUCAAACCGUACCAGCAAUCAGCGUACGCGGUGUAUCUGUCGUACGCGGGCGUGGUUGGAUCGUGCGUGUCCGCCGUCUCGCUGGUCGCGCAUCUCGUGCUGUUUGGGUUCUGUGGGUGUUGUGCGGGCGCCGAGCCCAAGAACCUGCCCGAAAAGAACCUGGCCAGUCUGUCCGCCGGUUUGCUGUUGGGCUACGUGGGCUACCUGUCCGUGGCACUGCGAGACGUGUCCCCCGGCGGCGGUCUGCCGUGCCUGGUGUCCGCGCUCACUACCCAGUUCGGUUUCCUGGCCGCUUUCGCGUGGAUGUUCGUCAUGUCGGCCGACGUGUGGAUCGUGCUGCACGCGUCCACAAAGAAACUGCGGGUGGCCGGCGGCCAGCGCCACGGCCGGUUCAUCGUCUACUCGAUGUUUGCGUGGCUCGCGCCAGCCGCGCUCACUGCACUGGCCGCCACCAUGCAACUGCAGUUGGCCGGUGGCGCGCUGUUCCCCGAGCUCCGGCCCAACUUCCAUUACGACUGCUGGUUCCGGAACCCGCAGUCGCUGGUCGCACUGUUCGUGCUGCCGGCCGGAACUGCGAUCGCCGCCAACUACGUGUCGUUCUUCGGCGCCGUCCGGCUGAUCGCCACUUCCGACGACGGGUUCAAGACGUCCGGCAGCGGGAGGGGCGGCUGCAGCAACGCGACCACCGUCAACCGGACGCGCAGGAACCUCAAGAUCUACGUGCGGCUGUCGCUGAUGAUGGGCCUGGCGUGGGUGUUCGCGCUGGUCGGCGCGGUCACCGACAGCGACGUUGCGUGGACGCUCAACACGGCCCUCAACUCGCUGCAGGGCGCGUUCAUAUUCGUCGCGUUCGACUGCAACCGGAUCACCGUGCAGAAGUUGGCAGUGUUCCGCAAACAACCGUCCGUGUCCGAGACGCAGACCACCACAGCGGCCACACCGCUCAGCGCUUCCACCUAGCGGACGUCCGGCCACAGUAUUUCCCAACACUUAAUAUUAAUAUCGUGUUUUGCGUGGGACCCGCGGUGUAGUGUGUACUUUUGUUACUGUGUAGACGUAUUUUUGACACUAUUGAGUACACGAUGGUAGUAGAUAUAUUUUAUUUUAUUAUGUUUUAUCAUAUUUUACUAUUUUUUAUUAUAUUUUAUUACAUUAUAUUAUACAUUUAUAUGUCGCCGCUUUUGAACAUCGACCACGCAACCCUCGCUGAUAUUUCCCACCGCUAUUUGUUCGCAAUUUGAUUUAUUGUAAUCACGGAGGUUUGAAUGUCACUUUUAACUAUUUUUGUAUGUUAGUAAGUUUUAUUGUUCUACUCUAUAAUCCCAAUUAUAUGCUAUUUUUUUUUUUUUGAGGUAUAAGAAAUACGUUUUACUUUUUAUAUUAUCUAUAAUAACUAACCAUAGAAUAUUAUAAUAUUGUAUUAUUAGUAAUUAUAAGAUUGAUAAUGAUUGUUACUUACCAGUUGGCAAUUUCAUCUUAUCUUAUCCAUUCCAUCAUUCAUAAAAAUAAAUGAUUUUUUUCUUUAUUUUAUGUACAAAAUACAAAAUAUUAUGCCCACGAGCACAGCUGUAUAAGAAAUACUCUGUAUCUAUGUGCUUUAGCCAAAUUAUUGAACAUGAACGGCUUGACUCCCACCCAUUGGCCAUAGGUAACACUACUUACAGUACAAUUGUACUUCAUAUUUGUUUUUAUUUAUGUAUUUAUUAGUUGCACAAAUUUUUACACUAUUUUCGCUUCAAGCGUCCAGCUAGUGGAUUACUAGGAAUUAAGUUGAAGUUUUGGGUUAAGAUGUUAGACAUUAGAAUGAGUGCCACUGUCACAGCAGCCAAGGAGCAUCGUUUUAAUAAAAAAACUUUAUUUUUUAAUAUUUAAGAAUUCAGCAAUGUUACUUUUUUUAUAUAAUUGUAGUAGCUUAGUAAACUUAGGAAAUAAGAAAUAUGACUGUACUUAUGUAAUAUGCUUACACACAAUUAUAUUUAUAAAACAAUUUUAACAUCGAUACAUCAUUAAAAUUAUUAAUAUUUAA